Messenger RNA from Nematolebias whitei (Rio pearlfish), 1800 nucleotides. It is a transcript of the gene tp73, whose product is annotated as tumor protein p73. Lineage: Eukaryota; Metazoa; Chordata; Actinopteri; Cyprinodontiformes; Rivulidae. The transcript has 11 exons. The record is from RefSeq and is a predicted model, not a curated record. Gene Ontology annotation, molecular function: protein binding; DNA-binding transcription factor activity, RNA polymerase II-specific; RNA polymerase II cis-regulatory region sequence-specific DNA binding. Bases 28 to 1800 code for a protein of 590 amino acids. Gene Ontology annotation, cellular component: nucleus. Gene Ontology annotation, biological process: protein tetramerization; apoptotic process; regulation of transcription by RNA polymerase II.
UCCCAGUACAACUUGCUGAGCAGCAGCAUGGAGAGCCUGGGGAGCCGUGCAACGUCCGCCAGCCCCUAUAGCUCCGAGAACAAUUCUUCGUCCGCCGUGCCCACCCCUUCACCUUACUCCCAGCCCAACUCCACCUUUGAGGGCCUGUCUCCUGCACCAGCCAUCCCCUCCAACACCGACUACCCCGGGCCACACGCCUUCCAGGUGUCCUUUCAGCAGUCCAGCACCGCCAAAUCAGCCACAUGGACCUAUUCGCCCUUGCUGAAGAAGCUUUACUGUCAGAUUGCCAAAACCUGCCCGAUCCAGAUCAAGCUGUCCUCCUCCCCUCCUCAUGGCAGCAUCAUCAGGGCCAUGCCGGUGUACAAAAAGGCAGAGCACGUCACAGAGGUGGUCAAACGGUGCCCCAAUCAUGAGCUUGGAAGGGACUUUAAUGACGGUCAAACAGCCCCAGCCAGUCACCUGAUCAGAGUGGAGGGGAACAACCUGAGUCAGUAUGUGGACGAUCCUGUCACUGGCAGGCAGAGUGUCGUUGUGCCCUACGAGGCUCCGCAGGUUGGGACUGAGUUCACCACCAUCCUUUAUAAUUUUAUGUGCAACAGCAGCUGUGUGGGAGGCAUGAACAGAAGACCCAUCCUCAUCAUCAUUACUCUGGAAACCAGAGAUGGCCAAGUGUUGGGCAGGCGAUCGUUUGAGGGUCGGAUAUGUGCGUGUCCUGGUCGAGACCGCAAAGCUGACGAGGAUCAUUUCAGGGAACAGCAAGCUCUGAAUGAGAGCGUGUCCAAAAACGGCAAUGCCAACAAGCGUAGCUUCAAACAGAGUCCACCCAGUAUUCCCAGUCCAAAUAUCAACAUAAGGAAGAGACGGCACGGAGAUGAAGAGAUUUACUAUAUCCCUGUCCGUGGUCGGGAAAACUUUGAGCUGCUGAUGAAGAUUAAAGACAGUUUGGAGCUGGUGGAGCUGGUGCCUCAGCCACUGGUGGACUCUUACAGACAGCAAACACAGCAACAGCUGCUGCAGAGACCGAGUCAUAUAUCGUCCCCUUCCUCCUACUCUCCGCUGUCCAACAUGAACAAGAUGCAUUCGCACGGCGGCCUCGGCAAACCGCAGUCAGUCAACCAGAUGGUGCAGCAGCCGCAGCAGCAUCCAAAUGCCAACCCCUCCCUUGCUCAUAUGGGUUCAAACAUGCUCAACAGCAACCACAUGCAGGGGAACGGUGACAUGAACAGUGGCCACAGCAGUCAGAAUUUAGUGUCUGCUUCCCACUGCAGCUCACCGCCUUAUAACCCUGACCCCAGCCUUGUCAGUUUUCUCACCAGUCUGGGCUGUCAGAACUUCAUUGAGUACUUCACCUCACAAGGUCUCCAGUCUGUCUACCAUCUCCAAACUCUCUCCAUGGAGGAUUUAGGUGCGCUGAAGAUACCGGAGCAGACUCGCAUUGUCAUCUGGCGAGGUCUGCAGGACAUGAAACAAGGCGCCCCCCUCCAGCUGCCCAACUCCUCUCACCACCACGAGUAUCAUGGCCAGCAGCUGCUUCGAUCCAGCAGCAACAUGGCUGCCUCCGCCAUGGCGGCCAUCGGGGCCGCAAGUGGGGAGCUGCAACGUCAGCGGGUCAUGGAGGCGGUGCACUUUCGUGUUCGCCACACCAUCACCAUCCCCAACAGACCAGGUGUUGUUGGGACGUCUGGGAUGGCAGCAGCUGCUGAUGAGUGGGCUGACUUUGGCUUUGACAUGCCAGACUGCAAAGUGCCCCACAGCAAGCAUUCCAUCAAGGAGGAGUUCAUGGAGAGCGAUGUUCACUAA